Molecule: messenger RNA, 3717 nt
Organism: Oenanthe melanoleuca
Lineage: Eukaryota; Metazoa; Chordata; Aves; Passeriformes; Muscicapidae
Gene: KCNJ16
Product: potassium inwardly rectifying channel subfamily J member 16
Exons: 3
Coding region: 329-1594 (421 amino acids)
Biological process (GO): potassium ion import across plasma membrane; regulation of monoatomic ion transmembrane transport
Cellular component (GO): plasma membrane
Molecular function (GO): inward rectifier potassium channel activity
Source: RefSeq, a predicted model, not a curated record
AGCCAGGUAAAGCUCCGGGGGCACCUGAGCCAGGUAAAGCUCCGGGGCACCUGAGCCAGGUAAAGCCGCUGCCCCGCGCUCCGGGGGCACCUGAGCCAGGUAAAGCUGCUGCCCCGUGCUCCGGGUAUACCUGAGCCAGGUAAAGCUCCGGGGCACCUGAGCCAGCUCUGCCAACCUGUCAGUCCAGCCAUGCAAGAAGAGAGGGAGAGAGACAGAGCAAAAGAAAUGAGGGAGUGAAGCAGAGAUUCUUUCAGAGCUCAGCAGGACAUUAAGAUUUCCAAUGAACCAAGAAAACAACUCGUGGGCCCUUGUGUGAGCUGAGGCAGAGAUGAGGAAGAUGGGCGACCAGAGCGGCUGCUACAGGCCCGUCAAUAUCCAGGGAAACACGGCCGGUUACGGGGAGAGCCCGGGCAAGGAGGUGCAAAGGCUGCAGAGGAGGUUUCUGCACAAGGACGGCAGCUGCAACGUCUACUUCAAGCACAUCUUCGGCGAGUGGGAGAGCUACGUGGCGGACAUCUUCACCACGCUGGUGGACAUCAAGUGGCGCCACAUGUUUGUGAUCUUCUCGCUGUCCUACGUGCUGUCGUGGCUGCUGUUCGGCCUGGCGUUCUGGCUGAUCGCCGUGCAGCACGGCGACGUGUUGGGCGGCCAGGAGCUGACCCCCUGCGUGGCCAACGUGCACAGCUUCACGGGAGCCUUCCUGUUCUCGCUGGAGACGCAGACCACCAUCGGCUACGGCUCCCGCUGCGUCACCGAGGAGUGCUCGCUGGCCAUCCUCGCCGUCAUCCUGCAGUCGGUGCUCAGCUGCGUCAUCGACACCUUCAUCAUCGGCGCGGCCUUGGCCAAGAUGGCCACGGCCAGGAAGAGGGCCCAGACCAUCCGCUUCAGCUACCACGCCGUGGUGGGGCUGAGGGACGGCAAGUUCUGCCUGAUGUGGCGCAUCGGCGACUUCCGGCCCAACCACAUGGUGGAGGGCUCGGUGCGCGCGCAGCUGCUGCGCUACCGCCGCGACGGGGAGGGCAGGACGGCCAUGGAGUACCGCGACCUCAAGCUGCUCAACGACCACAUCAUCCUGGUCACGCCCGUCACCGUGGUGCACGAGAUCGACGGCGACAGCCCCUUGUACGGCCUGGACCGCAGAGCUCUGGCCAAGGACAGCUUCGAGAUCCUGGUGACGUUCGUCUACACGGGCGACUCCACCGGCACGUCCCACCAGUCGCGGAGCUCCUACGUGCCCGGGGAGAUCCUGUGGGGCCACAGGUUCAACGACGUGCUGCACGUCAAGAAGAAGCACUACAAGGUGGACUGCCUGCAGUUUGAGGAGACCACGGAGGUGUACGCGCCGCACUGCAGCGCCAUGCAGCUGGACAGCAAGGAGCAGGACUGGAGCCGCGCCGGGCAGCGCCGGGAGCCCCAGGAGAAGGCAGCCCUGGAAAUCAAGCCCAGCCAAAAGUCCUUCAGCGCUGUUGCCCUGGUCACCAGUCGUGAGGAUGCUGAGGAGCCGGUGAGAGCUGCCAGCCAGGCUCCCGAAGAGGUGUCCUACAGGAGGGCAGCUGUGACCUUGAGCAGGAUCUCCAUAGAGUCCCAGAUCUGACUUUUCCUGCCGCUGAAACCCCUCCCAGCAAAUUCUCCCCUCGCAGCUCCUCGAAUACAAACAAUGAACCCGUGUGCAGCACUGUUUAUGUCCCAGACCUUGCUGACAGCGUGCCCACCCUGUCACACACUGUCACACACUGUCACACACUGUCACACACAUCACACAAUGUCACACAAUGUCACACCCUGCUGUGGGCACAAGGCUGCAGCUUCCACCUGGGAUGCCCCAAGAGCCCCUGCCCUUGAGCAAACCCUGUGUGACCUUCCUUCCCCUGCAGGGACCAGGGCUGGCAGUGCCCAGGGACGCAGAAUGACCUCGGCUGGGCACACAAACCGUGCCCUGUGCCCUCUGGGGAGGGGUUCAAAGCUGCCCCACUGGUUUGGAAAGCCCAUUCCCAGUCCCUCCCAGUCCCAACAAAUGGUUCCUCAUCCCAGAGCUCCUCUGGGGAAUCCAUGGAGCUGUUCUUCAUAAGACAAAGGAAUAACUGACCCUGGGUGGCUUUGGACACCUGUUCACAGCCUGCCCAGCAUCCUGUGGGAUCCACAGUGGGAUCCUGCAGAGCUUCCAUCCCCUAAUCAUGAGCCAUUCCCUGAGGUGCCACUCCCUCAGCAGCUGGAGGGAUGCAGGAGGUUAAAAAUAAAAAAAAAAAAAAAAAAAUCAAAACAACACCUCCGGUUUUAAAUCAGCAAAAUCAGGUUGAGCCUUGAGGAGAUCAUGUCUGGUGUGAGCUGUGCAAUAUUUUAUAUCAAAUCCUCUUUCAUUUCAUUUCGCUUUUCUUUUUAGCGCCUUGCGCUUCCUUGCAAAGACAAAGAUCAAUCUGGAGAACAAACAGGGUGAUUUUAUCAAAAUGAAAAAUGCCUGUCUCAGAUGGCUGCGUAAAAACGAUCCUUCACAGAGAAAUCCAACAAAAAAAGGAAAAAAAAGGGAAACAUUGACGCUCUGAAGGUGUCUGUGACGCGGCAGCUCCGAGCUCUGCACGUCUCUGUAAUUAUUCUGUGAGCAAUGCCUCAUCGUGCUUUUUGCCCCUGAUGAUUGCAGUUCAUUUGCACUGUGUUUAAUUAUCCUGCAAACACAAAAUAAUCCUCUGGGAGUCUGGGGGGGUUGAUCUCACCCGGCCUUAGCAGCGAAUAAAUUCAGUGUUUGCCUGCUCUCUGUGACUUCUGGAGCUCCUCUGUCCCCACAGGGAGCUCACCCCACCUUCCUCAGGAUUUUAGGGAGCUGAGUUGAUCCUGGAAAUGUUCAUCCCUCUCCUUUUAUUGCUGAAGAGGAUGAAACGACUGCUGUGGAAAUGCUGGCUAACUUUAGGCUGCUAAAAUUAGGUCUGACGAGUCAUUCACAUCAUUCUGACUAAUUAAUUGGGUUUUUAUGAGCUCAUCACGUUUAAUGAAGAAAAAAAUAGCCUGCUGAGUGUUGGUUUUUUUUUUUUUUCUUCCCUGCAAUUUACUCCAUAUAGUAGUAGUAGUAGGAUUGCUGGAUUAUUUUAAUGUAUUUCUCUUUUGCUAGCACUUGUCUCUGGAUACUCAUGAUCCCUUUAGAUAAAACUGAAGCCUGGAGGGUGUUACUUAUUCCAAAACUCAUUAAUUAGAUUGUUUUAUGUGCUGAUUCAUCAGGAGCAACCACUUAUAAGUGCAGUAAAAACCAUCUUCUUGUAUCCUGGAUUUAAACACUGGCAGACAUGGGGGAAAGAGUCUAGAAAAAAAAAUGGAAAGGAAUGUAGGAAAAUGUAGGAAAAUGUGGAAGGGUCUCAAUAUUUCUGUGGUGUUGGAAAAAAAACCCCAUUGGGAUUGAAUAAAAUAGAAUAUCACCUUCCAGACAUGGGAAUUAACCCUUCCACUUCUUCCUUCAGGAAGAAACUCCUCUCCUGGGCAGGUUAAUUCAUAAAAAGCUACUUUAUAUUUUAUUCUGUUUUGAUCUGCAGCUUCUGACCCCAGCCUGUCCUGGAGACAGGAUGCUGGGGAACCACUGCUCUCAACCAGCCUGUUUUUUUUUUGUUUAUUUUCUGUUUGCUACUUUAAUUUCAUUUAUCCCAGUACAAGCACUAUGUAUAAUAAUGGUGAAUAGCAAAGCAUGCAGUCCUUCUGUAAUUUUUUUUAUGAAUAAAGGCAUCAGAAUAAAGAACA